Molecule: messenger RNA, 837 nt
Organism: Lodderomyces elongisporus
Lineage: Eukaryota; Fungi; Ascomycota; Pichiomycetes; Serinales; Debaryomycetaceae
Gene: UBC6
Product: E2 ubiquitin-conjugating protein
Exons: 1
Coding region: 1-837 (278 amino acids)
Source: RefSeq, a predicted model, not a curated record
AUGGCAUCAAGGCAAUCACAGAGAAGAUUGAGCAAAGAGUACAAGUCGAUCCAGGCAACUCCGCCUCCUUACAUUAUGGCCAAGCCUAACGACGAAAACAUUUUGGAGUGGCACUAUAUUAUAACUGGUCCCAAGAAUACCGUUUAUGAGGAAGGACAGUAUCAUGGUAUAUUGCGGUUCCCCGUUGAGUAUCCAUUUAAGCCCCCUUCAAUCUCGAUGAUUACCCCCAAUGGUCGAUUUCAAACAAAUACAAGAUUAUGUCUCUCGAUGAGUGAUUAUCAUCCAGACACUUGGAAUCCGGCAUGGAGUGUAGCCACGAUUCUUACGGGGCUUUUGAGCUUUAUGACUGGAAAUGAAAGCACGACGGGGUCCAUUAAUACUCUGGAGAAUGUCAAGAGAAAAUUAGCAAGAGAAAGUUUGAAAUGGAACACAAAGGAGAAUCCGAGGUUUGUUAGGCAGUUUCCCGAUGUUGUUAAGCUGAAUAAAGAAGAGUUGAUUAGACGCGCAGAAAAAGAAGAGGAGGAAAUUAGAAGGCGAAAGCGUUUGGAGGCGGAAGCUGGGAAUGGAGAGAAUGGAGAUGGUGCACAGAAUGGAGGAAAAGAGAAGCCCUUAGAUUUUAAGGAUUUGGACAAAUUGGACCCCGAAGAUCGUGCAAGGAUUUUGGUUGAACAUGAGCGAAAAAUGGCAUUAAAUGAACGGAAUGCUGCUAAAAAUGGUGGUGCCGGAGGUUUAGGUUUGUUGAAGAAUUUAUUGAGUGGUGGAGGAGUCACUGCGUUGGCUGGUGUCGUUGUUGCUGCUUUUCUAGCUGCUUAUUUCAGUAUUUUGAAGAGAGGCUGA